AUGACAUCGGAGGUUUCUUCGCAUUGCCUAACGGAGCGCCAAAUGAAGCUGGCUGUGAAUGAUGUCGAGCGUCUGUUCAUCGGUAAGAUAGUGCCGAUCCUCAUAGUGUUCGGAAUCAGCGGCAACAUCCUCAAUCUGACAGUACUUCUCACUCCAGCUAUGAGAACGAGAUCGAACUUGCUGCUUGCGUCUCUGGCGGUGGCUGACAUCGUCUUCCUGGUGUUCAUGAUGCCUCAUUCACUCGCGCACUACAAGAUCUUCGCGUUCAGCUACUGGUUCCGUCGCCUCUACCUGGGCAAUAAGAUGCACCUCCUCGCCAUUCUCAACUGGGCGUCAGCUGCGGCGAUCUGGUUAGUUCCAAGCAAUUUUGAGUGCCAUCUUAUUGCUGAGCUUAACUAG
Angiostrongylus costaricensis is the source of this 399-nucleotide messenger RNA. Lineage: Eukaryota; Metazoa; Nematoda; Chromadorea; Rhabditida; Metastrongylidae. The record is from the annotation of a GenBank genome assembly.